GCGCUCACAGAGCUCCAAACUUUUCAGGUUGCGCUAAAAGAAGAAUGCAGUGUAAAGUCAUUUUUGUGGCCGCCAUAUUUGGUGCAAUUGUAUGCACAAUGACUGUAUCUUCACGUUGCGGUUGCCUUGAAGAGCCAGCGACCGGAAGCAAAAGGAGGGAGAAAUAUUGCAGACCUCACUUGGUUCCCAAAUCGGAGCGACACAAACGACGUGACUGUAUCUGCAGACCAGGAAUGGUCCGCAAUGCCUGGGGGGACUGCAUCACCAACAAAGAAUGCAUGAGCUGCAAAUGUCAUCCAAACAAAGACUUCAACUUGUGCGCUCGGGCUUGCCCAGUCAAGUGCAAUGAGCCAAUACGCACAUCGUGCACUAAAGAGUGCGUGCUCGGGUGUGACUGCCCUCCUGGUUUCGUACGGGACCCCAAGAGGAAGAACCGUUGCGUGAAGGCAACGCAGUGCACUCUCAGAUGCCCCAAUCAUUCCAAGUUCCAGUUCUGCGUGUCUACAUGUGCACCAAAAUGCGGUCAACCUACGAGUGGAAAUUGUGCUACACGUUGCCAAAGAGGCGGCUGCGUUUGUGAUCCAGGUUACGCCGAGGUCGAGCACAACGGCGACACUAUCUGCGUGCCACUGGGAGACUGCUCCCGGUACAUUGCUGUAAGGGUACCACCGCUCCCUGCAGGCAGACCAGGACAUUUAGGUGGUGGAUUCAGCUCUGUUGGGGUGACAGGCGGCACUACUGGAAGAAUAGGAAGCACCACGACAGGCACCAGUACAGGAGGACUCAAUACGCUUAAACACGGAUUGACUACUGGAAGCUGGUCUUCACCUACAAUAACAGGGAAUACUGUUAACAGUGUCAUUCGGCCCUCAACAGCUUUACAAGCAGGUGGUGGUAUGGAUGGCAGUAUUGUGGGAGGCGGCCGUAAUCUCAACGCUGGUGCAAGUACCGGUGGAUCUACGGCUGGCUCAAGUGUGACUACAGGUAGAAGAGCAGGCAGCAUUGCAGGGCCAAUAGCUGGCGCACUUUUAGGAGGCUUAGCAACAGCUGGGGUUGGUGCACUAGCCGCAGGACUGACAGGCAUAGGCCGCACUGGUCACCGCGUACGUAGACCUUGUGUAGGCUUACGCUGUAGGGUGUCUGCAGUAUUACGUGGCCACCGAACUGGAUGUGUCGGCUGUAACAUGCGCAAUUUGGGAUAGAGGUGUGUCAUGCAAUAGCAUCAACGGGUUUCUAUAAACAGGAAUUAUGAAUAAACCUCGCUGUAAUGUCUGUACAAAAACUUGAUCUUAACAGCAUCUUCAUAAUAUAUCUUGUAAUGGAAGUGCAGACAAAUGAUAAACAGAUCUGUAUCAUGGGCUAGCAUUUGCAUCUUUACAUCGUGCCCUGAGAGCUGCCGUCAUUUUAUUCUUUGAGUAUUCUUUAGUAUUCUUUUCAAAAAAUAGUUUGAAGUUUGCCUAAUAAACAAACUGAUACAGCACGCUCUUA
Rhipicephalus microplus (southern cattle tick) is the source of this 1488-nucleotide messenger RNA. RefSeq lists its product as uncharacterized. NCBI's taxonomy places the organism in Eukaryota, Metazoa, Arthropoda, Arachnida, Ixodida, Ixodidae. The record is from RefSeq and is a predicted model, not a curated record.